ACCUGUAAAUUAUAUUAUUGAGGUGUUAAUGGUGCACUGUAUUAAAAGGAGUUCCUUGUAUUGAUGUGAAAAAUGAAGGAGUAUCUGGAUUUUAAAAGAGAAACCAACCCAAGAGCAAACGCAAAUUUUCUUAGUGUUAUUACAUUUUUUUUUACUCGUCAAAUUUUUAAAAAAGGAGUGGUACGAGGAAUUUAUGAACGCGAUAUUUAUGAAGUAUUGGACGGUUAUAAAUCAGGAAACCUUGGAGAACGAAUGGAAGAAGAAUGGAAGAAGGCGAAGGAGAAGAAACUGCCCAUAAUUGUGUGCCUAUUUAAAAUGUUCGGCCUAGAGUACAUGGCAUACGGAAUUAUCGUCUUCCUGGUAAAAACUGUUCUCAUGGUUGUAAAGCCAUUAUCAGUUGGAAAAAUGAUUUCUUAUUUCGACCCUAACAAAGCAGAAAAAAUGGAAAGGGAAGAGGCUCUGUUUUAUGCAUUUAUAUUUUUAUUCAGUACAUUUUGUUGGACUUUAUUCAUGCAUAAUCAAAUGUUUUAUAUUCAUCAAUUUGUUUUGAAAAUUAAAAUUGCGUUAAGUGGAUUAAUAUAUAGAAAAUCGUUAAGAUUAAGCACUGCUUCAACUUUAAAGUUUACUAGCGGCCAUGCGAUUACAUUAAUAACAAAGGACGUUCAAUGUUUCAAUGCUGCCCCGCAAUAUGCUCACGAUUUGUGGAUUGGUGUAAUACACGUUGGAGUAAUGACUUAUAUAAUUUAUCUUCAAAUUGGCGUUUCCGCCUUUGCUGGAGUUGGUUUUUUGGUUCUCCUUAUUCCAGUACAAGCUCUCUUGGGAAAAGUAGCAGCGAAAUUGCGAAUAAAAACAGCUACUAUGACUGAUAAACGAUUAAAAUUAACUCAAGAAGUACUAAAUGCUAUAAAAGUAGUGAAAGUGUAUACACUGGAAAACUCAUUUAUGAAAAGUUUAGAACAAAUUCGCAGGAAGGAAGUAAUCAAAUUAAAACACGUUUUCUACAUUAGAUUCGUUGCGUUGACGAUAGGAAAUCUUUGUGCAAAAAUAUCAUUAUGUCUCUGUAUCGUAUUCUAUACAGCAUUGGGUAAGCAUAUAAACGCCGAACAAGCUUUCGUAGUAUGGACUUCAUUUGGAACGUUAAGAGCCGUUUUAACCAUUCAUCUUCCUAUGGGAUUUAAUCUUAUUGCUGAUAUGAUGGCGGCAGUAAAAAGAAUAACGAAAUUUAUGCACGCCGAAGAAGUUAACGAUUUAAAAACUUGUUCAGAGAAAAAGGAGCCGCUUGUCAACUUGGAAAAGGUAUCGGUUGAUGCAGGAUUUGAAAAGACAGUUCUAAAGGAUGUCACUUUGAAAUUUAAAUCGGGUUUAAAUGUGGUAACAGGCUCUGUCGGAUCUGGAAAAUCUUUUCUAUUAAAAUUGUUACUGAAUGAAAUUUCGGCCAAAACGGGUGUUGUUGACGUUGUUGGUGAAGUGUCUUACGCUUCUCAAGAACCGUGGCUUUUCCCCGAAACAGUAAAACAAAACAUAAUUUUUUAUAAACCAUACGAUGCAGAUCGGUACCAAGAAGUUGUAAGGGUAUGUGCAUUAAGAAAAGAUAUUUCUAUGCUCCCCGAGAGAGAUUCCACAUUCCUGAUUGAUAAAGGUUUAAAUCUCAGUAAAGGUCAGCAAGCUCGAGUGAACUUAGCGAGAGCAGUGUACCAUGAUGCAGACAUUUAUUUGUUCGAUGACUCAUUAUCAGCAGUAGAUGCUCACGUGAGUGGUUACAUUUUUGACGAAUGCAUCAGAAAGUUUCUCAAAGAUAAAAUAUGCGUUUUCGUUACUCAAAAUCACAGUUUUUUAAAAUUUGCCCAGCAAGUGAUAGUACUGGAUGACGGAAGAGUCGAGUACGCCGGAUCUUUCGAUGAAAUGCCAAAAAUUAAUUUAACAAUAAGCGACAGUGUAGACGAUAAAAUUGACGAAAAUACCAUAAACGAUUCAAACAAAACCAUUGAAUCGAAAAAGCAGGAAAUUAAAGAAAAGGAUGACGCGUACGAAGAUAACGCCCUGUUAAAAGUUUUUAAUAGUACCGAAAAAAUUCCUAACCCAUCAACGAAACUCUACCAUGAACUACAAGCAGAAGGGAAAGUACCGUGGGAGACAUACAAAAAAUAUUUCUUGUUCGGUGGUGGAAUACCGACAUUCAUCGUCUUAUUUAUAAUAUAUUCGUCUGCACAAAUAACUAUGAGUUGGUCGGACACGUUUAUUAGGGGAUGGGUUGAUAUAGAACCAAAAUUAGCAAAAUUAGAGGCAAAUAAUCUCACCAAUACGACAGAAUUUGAAGAAUUAUCCCAUAAACAUACUUACAUGUUAAACGAAUAUAUUAUUCUCGUUUUGGCCGCAGUUACGACGAAUUUGGUGAAACUUUUUAUUUAUUUCGCUUACAAUGCAAAUAUUGGUCGCAAUUUACAUAACACAAUCAUGUCGAAACUGUUAGCAGCACCGAUGCUUUUCUUUGAUAUACAUCUCUCCGGAAGUAUACUGAAUAAAUUUUCAAGAGAUCUAUCUAUUGUGGACGAAAUGAUUCCGUUUCACCUUCUACAGUGUAUUAGGGUUGCUCUUAAUCUUGUUGGUGCAGCAGCAGUUAUUUCAACUAUAAACUGGAGACUACUAUUACCUUCGAUAGUUUUGUUUGUUUUUCUAUAUUUGAUGAGAAUAUUAUAUCUAAAAGCUGGAAGAGGCGUACAGAGAUUAGAAGGAGCAACACGAAAUCCAGUUGUUGGUCAUAUGAACGCUUCAAUAGAAGGUCUUCUAACAAUACGAUCCAACAAAGCUCAAAACUUUAUGAAGAAUGUAUUCGACGAACGACAGGAUAUUUACAAUUCGGCGACGUAUAUGGGUCUUGCAACUUCAAGGGCCUUAGGUUUAUUUGCAGAUAUAACGACAUUUAUGUUUUUGGUUAUGAUUAUCUGCUACUUUUUCUUUAUUGCAAGGGGAGAGUUUGCUGGAAAUGUGGGUUUAGCAAUUACACAGUCAUUUAUGCUAACCGGUGUUUUGCAAUGGGGCAUUUGUCAUUGGGCUGAACUAGAAACCAAGAUGACUAACGUCCAGCGUUUGCUGGAAUAUGAAUCGAUUGAAAGUGAAGCAGAUUCAGAAAACCACCCGAAAGAGUGGCCAAAUAAAGGAAAAAUUGAAUUUAGGAAAGUCUCUUUACGAUACAAACCGGACGGUAAUAAAGUACUAGACGAUGUUAACUUUACGGUCGAACCACAACAAAAAAUUGGAAUUGUUGGACGAACUGGUGCUGGAAAAUCAUCUAUAAUUGCGGUCAUUUUCAAGCUCUACGAAGUAGAGGGGCAAAUUUUAAUAGACGACGUCGAUAUAACAAACGUGAGCAACGAAGAUGUAAGAAACAGCAUCUCAAUUAUCCCACAAGAUCCAAUUUUGUUUUCGGGAACGUUAAGAGACAAUGUCGAUCCAAAAGGAAAAAGCACAGACGCAGAUAUUUGGGAUGCGUUAGAAAAAGUUGAAAUGAAAUCAACGAUUAGCAAUCUUAAGAACGGCAUCGAUACGGAAAUUCCUGAAGGAGGUUCGAACUUCAGUACUGGGCAGAGGCAACUAAUCUGUUUUGCAAGGGCUAUUUUAAAACACAACAAAAUCUUAGUCCUUGAUGAAGCAACGGCUAAUAUGGAUCCACAAACAGACGCAUUAAUCCAAAAAAUUGUUAAGAGCCGAUUUGAAGAUUGCACUGUUUUAACAAUAGCACACAGAUUAAGUUCGGUAAUGAAUGCCGAUAAAAUCAUGGUUAUAGAUAGCGGAAGAGUAAUUGAAUAUGAUGAUCCGAACGUUCUGAAGGCCAACAGUGACAGUUUAUUCCAUCGAAUGUUAAAACGUGCGGGAUUAAUAUGAAUUUUAUAGUUAAAACAAAAAUAAAUUCAUACACAAAACUUAAAAUAAAUAUUUACCAAAU
This is a messenger RNA of Agrilus planipennis (emerald ash borer), 3943 nucleotides long. RefSeq names its product probable multidrug resistance-associated protein lethal(2)03659. Gene Ontology annotation, molecular function: ATP hydrolysis activity; ATP binding; ABC-type transporter activity. Gene Ontology annotation, cellular component: membrane. Lineage: Eukaryota; Metazoa; Arthropoda; Insecta; Coleoptera; Buprestidae. Bases 73 to 3882 code for a protein of 1269 amino acids. The transcript is spliced from 10 exons. Gene Ontology annotation, biological process: transmembrane transport. The record is from RefSeq and is a predicted model, not a curated record.